Arachis ipaensis is the source of this 2550-nucleotide messenger RNA. RefSeq lists its product as uncharacterized. The record is from RefSeq and is a predicted model, not a curated record. NCBI's taxonomy places the organism in Eukaryota, Viridiplantae, Streptophyta, Magnoliopsida, Fabales, Fabaceae.
AAGCCACAACAGCACACUCAUUUUUCUUUUCUUUCUUUCUUUCUUUGUCUGAAUCUCCCAACACUCAGAAAAAGUUCUCAUGCUUCAAACUUGCAACAUCCCAUAACAACACACUCACACUUACCCAAUAGUAAAGUUCCCACUUUUCUUUGUUUUCUUCUCAAAGGGUAUUCAAAAAAACGUUAAAGUUUCUGUCUUUCUUGUUUCUUCAGUUUCAACAAGAUGACACCCUCAUUAUCAUCUCUCACGUUCUCCAUUCUCACUUUCACACGUUUUCCUUCUUCUUUUGGAUUUCAUUGUCACCUUCCACGACAGCCAUUGCCUCGUGUGGCUUGAAGGAUGUUGAUUUUGUUGUUUUUGGCUUUUGAAGGUUUUCUGGGGAUCUUAGAAAUCUUGGGUCCUUGAGAGUGUUUUCAGCUUUUGAGUUGUGUGUUUUUUUUUCAGAAUCGCAAUGCAAUUAGGUUUUCUGCAAAAUGGAUUGGACUCGUCUCCAGCGAAAAGUGUUGAUGGAAGUUUCAGGAAGUCUAGCUCCGUUAUUUCUGCCAGCACCGUCUCUGGUGCGUCGGGAUUGGCGAAGUUUGCUCCUAUUUCCAGAAGAGUGUUAAAGGGGCUCAAGGACUAUGGAAGAAAACUGGUUGACCUCGAGUUAUUUACACAGUAUCUUGAGGCGUGGAUCUCGGAGAAUCUAAAUGGCGAUUUGGCAGAUGGGAGGCAAAGAUUUAGUUCACCUUUCACAACUGAUGAGUUGCACAAGCUUGAUAUAGCAUUGGAGGGAGUUCCGUUUCAGCAGCUAGUCCGAAUGCCGGUCUUCUCCGAUGAUUGUGAUGACCUUCUAGAAGAUCAGUAUCUUGCAGCAGAAGAUUUCCUUCAUGCUGUUAUCAUCGGCCUCUGGCGCACAUUUUGGCAUAGAAGUGGACCCUUACCAAUAUGUGUGUCCUGCCCCUCUUAUGUUGGUUCAAAGUUCUGUAGUGUCGAAAAGGCAAUAUCGAGGAGCAGGGCGAGGGAACUGCGCGGUUUAGCUUUGAUGUCUAAAAGUGAGAAUGAACUAAAGACUAAAUGGGAUCAAGUAGUAGAGUUUGCCUUAUUCAAGCCAGAAACAUUAUUGGACAAUGUUUUCAAAGUAUCGGCUGGCACUAUUUGUGAAGCUCUCCUUUAUGGGUUCCAUAUUCUUGUUUCUCGGAGCUUGAGUAAGAUUAGUUCAGUCAAUAGUGACUCUGUCUUCCUUCUAAUUCUAGAUUCCAAGUGUGGAGCAGUGAUGAAGUUCGGCGGUGACCUCGGCAAACUUGAUUUGCUGAACUCCAGCAAUCCAUAUCUAUCUGUGGCUGAAUGGUUCAAAACACAUGCUGAAAUUAGUCUCACCCGUGUGGAACCGAUAUGGAACCGAUUGGGAAAUGCAAACUGGGGGGAUAUAGGGACCCUGCAGGUGCUAUUAGCAACAUUCUACUCCAUUGCUCAGUGGAAUGGACCGCCACGAAAGUCAGUAGCUUCAUUGAUCUCCGAUCAUAGCCUCCGGCUUCAGAAACGCAGGGCAGAAUGCUGCAUUGUUGAAGCUGAAAAUGCACUGGUUCCUUAUCAAGGAGGAACUGAGAUUGUUGAAUAUGACCCAGAUGAGUUAUCUUCUGAAAAGAGAGCAUGGCGCCUAAAGCUCAAGCAUAAUGACAUAUUGAUCUUGGAUGAUCCCCAGCAAGGACAGAAAAGUUUCCAAAUUCACGAAUCGCUCGUCGGAGGGAACUAUUAUCUGUAUAGUGCAGUGUGUCUUGAUCAUCCCUCACAGUUAUUGACUUUAUAUGUUGGUUCACAUCCUUCUAGACUUGAACCUUCAUGGGAGGAUAUGAGCCUCUGGUACCAAGUUCAACGCCAAACGAAAGUUCUAAACAUCUUGCGAAACCAAGGAAUCUUGAGCAAAUAUUUACCGGAAAUCAUUGCCUCCGGUAGGAUUCUACAUUCCGGUCCAUGCACGAAAGAGAGCCCUGGAGGAAGGUGUGAUCAUCCUUGGUGUGGGGCUCCAAUACUUGUGACAUCUCCAGUUGGGGAGCUGCUUUCAUCUGUAAUUGCUAAUGAGGGGUCAUUUUCGGCCGAAGAAGCGAUUCGCCUAUGCCGGGACUGCCUAGCUGCUCUAAGAAGUGCAGCUAUGGCUAAUGUCCAGCAUGGCGAUAUUUGCCCCGAGAACAUAAUACGUGUCAUCGAAAGACAAGGGACUAGAAACCAAGUUAUGUUUAUUCCUGUUUCGUGGGGCCGUGCCGUCUUAGAAGAUAGGGACAGCCCUGCCAUAAACUUGCAAUUCUCAUCAUCUCAUGCACUUCAGCAUGGGAAGCUGUGUCCUUCUUCAGAUGCUGAAAGCAUUGUCUACCUCCUUUAUUUUAUUUGUGGAGGAACCAUGCAGCAACAAGAUUCCAUUGAAUCUGCAUUACAAUGGAGGGAGAGAAGCUGGGAGAAGAGAGUGAUCCAGCAAUAUCUCGGCGAGGUUUCGGCUCUAUUGAAAGCUUUCGCCGACUAUGUCGAUAGCCUUUGCGGAACACCAUACCCUGUAGACUAUGAUAUAUGGUUGAA